AUUCAUCUGCCGCGGAAACGUUCCCCUCGUCGUUGUUUUCGUGCGUUUCUCCGCGGCCGACAUGCGCGUCUCUGCUGGCUCGUAGGAAGAGAGCGCGGCCGCGUGACGCGUGAGGAGCGGCGGUAACGUUCCCGAGAGGACAGGUGUGGCUCACUCAUGAAGAUUUGUCAGCGCCUGGAAGGACCGGAUCUGAAGCAGAUAGUUCUGCCUGCAAAGACACAUUCCAGAACGUAGGGUGGAUGGCAAUGUUGUUUCCCUGGUCUGUUGCCCUCUCAUGACCCCAAUGACCUCAAAGGACGUACUAGAGUCAGCUUUGACCCCAAACCCUUUCUACGACACUUGAGAAAAGACAUAAACAGACCACGUGCAUAAGCUGCAUUAGGUUGGUCUUCCAAAUGCCUACCUCACGCCUAAAGAGCAAAUCACUGCAGCCACAGCCCUGAUCCGCAGCCACCAUGACAUCAAGCAUAGGGGAUGAUUGUAGCAUCUUUGACGGGUUGAUGGAAGAAGAUGAAAAGGACAAAGCAAAACGGGUGUCCAGAAACAAGUCUGAGAAGAAACGGAGAGACCAGUUCAAUGUCCUCAUCAAGGAACUCGGCACGAUGUUGCCGGGCAAUACCAGGAAGAUGGACAAGUCCACCAUCCUGCAGAAGAGCAUUGACUUCCUGUGUAAACACAAAGAGAUCGCAGCGCAGUCGGAGUCCAGUGAGAUCAGGCAGGACUGGAAGCCUCCGUUUCUCAGCAAUGAGGAGUUCACCCAGCUCAUGCUGGAGGCUCUGGACGGGUUCUUUUUAGCAAUAAUGACUGAUGGCAACAUCCUCUACGUCUCCGAGAGUGUCACCUCACUACUUGAACACUUACCGACGGACCUGGUGGACCAGAACCUGUUAAACUUCCUGCCACUUGGGGAACACUCUGAGGUGUACAAGGCUCUGUCCACACACCCCACCGACCACGAGAACCUUAGCUCCGACUACCUGAAGACUAAGAACCACAUGGAGUUCUGCUGCCAUAUGCUACGAGGGACCAUCGACCCCAAAGAACCGCCGGUCUACGAGUACAUAAAGUUCAUCGGCAACUUCAAAUCCCUCAACAACGUUCCCAACGCCGGCAGGAACGGUCUGGCCGGGGUGUUGCAGCGGUCGCUACAGCCUGCGUUCGACGACCAAGUGUGCUUCGUAGCCACAGUUCGGCUGGCGAAACCUCAGUUUAUCAAGGAAAUGUGUACAGUGGAGGAGCCCAAUGAAGAAUUCACCUCUAGACACAGUCUAGAAUGGAAGUUCCUCUUCUUAGACCAUAGAGCUCCACCAAUCAUAGGAUACCUGCCUUUCGAGGUCCUGGGAACAUCUGGGUACGACUAUUACCAUGUGGACGACCUGGAGACACUAGCCAAGUGCCACGAACACCUGAUGCAGUACGGCAAAGGGAAGUCUUGUUACUAUCGUUUCCUGACUAAAGGGCAACAGUGGAUCUGGCUUCAGACGCACUACUACAUCACCUAUCACCAGUGGAACUCUCGACCCGAGUUUAUUGUCUGUACGCACACAGUAGUCAGCUAUGCAGAGGUGAGGGCAGAGCAGCGCAGAGAGCUGGGCAUUGAGGAGUCUAACCCAGAAGUAAAUGCAAAUAAGGGUCACGACUCCGGCUCGGAGUCCCAGCUGAAUACGUCCAGCCUCAAGGAGGCCUUGGAGCGCUUCGACCGCAGCCGGACGCACUCGACCUCCUCGCAGAGCUCUUGCAAGUCCUCAUCGCACGUCUCCGACAACACGUGCACUUCCUCCAAGCUCCACAUGGACACGGCCACGCCUCCUCGGCAGUCCCUGGCCUCCACCAUGGAGAUGACAUCACAGCGCCGCUCAUCCAUCAGCAGCCAGUCUAUGAGCUCUCAGACCACAGGACAGAGUGUGGCUCCAGGUAUGAUCACUCAUCAGCAACAUCAGCAACAACAACAGCAGCAACAACCACAACAACAACAACAACAGCAGCAACCACCACCACCACCACCACCACCACAACAGCAACAACAACAGCAACAGCAACAGCCACCACAGCAGCUACAGGCAAACAUACAGCCGGUGAUGGAGUUCUCAGCGCAGGUGAACGCCAUGCAGCACCUGAAGGACCAGCUGGAACAUCGGACGAGACUGAUCCAAGCCAACAUCCAGCGGCAGCAGGACGAGCUGAGACAUAUACAGGACCAGCUGCAGAGAGUCCAGGGGCAGGGCAUCCAGAUGUUGCUGCAGCAGCAAGGAGGAGCAAUGAACGUGCAGCUAUCCCAGGUGGGCUCGGUCCAACCAACGACUGCUUUGACCGGUCCGCUUCAGCAAACGGCAAUUAACCCCGUCCAUUCAGGAACUCAGCAGCUCACCAUCCAGCAGCAGGCUCCGGCCCCUCAGCAGCAGACCAACGCCCUCGCACAGGAAUUUGUAUCAUGCCCCUUCCUCGUCCCCCACAUUAUCACUCUCCUGCCCCAGCGUCAGCCCCAGCCAGCCCCUCAGCCACAGCCCCCGCCCCAGGGCUCCGUAUCCGCUCCGCUGUACAACACCAUGAUGAUUUCCCAGCCAGUGCAGCCCAACCUGCUGCAGAUCAGCACCAGCCUGCCGCAGACCAACACGCAGCAAGGCACCGCAGUGGCCACCUUCACGCAGGAUCGACAGAUCCGGUUCCCAGCAGGGCAGCAGCUGGUGACCAAGCUGGUGACGGCUCCAAUGGCCUGUGGAGCCGUCAUGGUGCCCACCUCCAUGUUCAUGGGACAGGUGGUCACUGCAUACAACCCCUUUGGUGGGCAACAGCAGGGAGGUCAAACCCAGACUCUGACUUUACAACCAGCCCAACCGCCCCAAGGUCAACCGGACGGCCAAAACCAAACCACUGUAGUGGCUCCGGGUGGCCAGCAGGGGCAGCAGCAGCAACAGCAGUUCCUCCAGGGCACUCAUCUUCUCCAUAGCAACCAGUCUACCCAACUUAUUCUGCAGGCAGCUUUCCCACUCCAACAACAGGGCACAUUCACGCAGACAACGCAGCAGCAGCAGCAGCAACAACAACAACAGCAGCAAAGGCAACAACAACAACAACAACAACAACAACAGCAGCAGCAGCAACAGCACCACCACCACCAGUCUCACCACCAGAGGCACCAGCAGCAGCUGAAACCUCAGCCCCAGAAACCGCAGAAAGCCCCGUCGUCGCACAGGACUGACAGCGUCAGCAGCCAACCACAGUAAGGCCCGGUUUGGUUAGAGACACCGGGAAAACAGCUGUUUUUGUUCACCAGAACGUCACAAACAUUCUUGCCCUCCACCCAUAUGGACACACACACACACACAAAACCGUUGCCCUCCCUUCCUCCAUCUGAAAGAAAGGAAUCAUAGGAAUGAGGGAAGCCUGUGAGUCCUCAAGGAACUCUAUUGUCACCGUGGCAACAGGAUGGAUUGAAGUUCCCCUUUUCUUUUAUCCGAGGUUGAGCUGCAAGGGAGCUCCGGUCUCUGUGGAAUAACAAGUAACAACGGACCUUUUUUUCUUUUUUUUCGAAGGUGUAGUCGAAGUUUGACCAUGUACAGAUUUACUGUAUGAUACAAAAAAGAAAACGUGUAAAUAUCCAAUAUAGCCCAUAACAGGAAACAGAAAUGUAGUAUUUUAUAUGAUUGCAUGGAAAGAAUAACUGUAAGCUUUUAUUAGUCGCUUUUGAGAAACACAUUUUUACUUUGUUCAAGUGUUUUCUGGUCAAAGAUGGAGCGAUAUUUUGCUCUCUCAGUCCCCCUCUACCCCCACCUUCCCCCAAAACAAUAACAGUCCAGAUGAGGCUUUAACGUUCUGUCGGUUUUGGUUGGGCUGCGGUUUUCUUGGGUGUCAGAGACAAAUGGCUCUUUUUAACUUUGUGAAAAACUAUGUUUGGCAAGAAAGCAGAUCACAGUUUAACUGAAUUCUUUGCAGAAUGAUCACUGCACGUAUAACGGGUUUAGUGAUUCCAAGUGCCAAUAACAUAGUUGAUUAUCUCUUUUCUUUAACUUCAAGCAGACUAUUACAAAGGCGUAUAUAUAUAUAUAUAUAUAUAUAUUUUCCAACAAGAUAUUACCCCUAUUAAAGUUAACGCGUGUGUAUAUAGUAGGGAUUAUUUUUUAACAGUCAGAGCCCUAUAAGUAACAAACAGUAUAUCCUCAACCUCCUGAAACUUUAGCACUUGAUGUGGUUGUGUACAGUAAAUCACUGUCGAGACCUAGUUGUUUGUAAUCAGUGGUGUGAUUCUGUGAGCUAGCGUGUUUUUGGGAAUACAAUCUUUGUGUGCAUGAGUGUGUCUGUGGUUGGUGUGCGUGUGUGUGCGUGUGUGUGUGUGUGUGUGCGCUUUCCCCUUGUGUCUUACAAUAAUUGACUUAGUAAGGGUUUGAAGUUGCUGGAUGGUACUUGUAUUCUCAGGAAUGUGGAACGGUUUUUAUUUUUUGCUUCUGCCUCAGUCUGGAACCGGACCGAGAAGGAUUAGACAGUGAUGAACAAAGACCGGAGGACAAAAACACUUUACAGCCUUCCUGUCCUUUUGUAAAGCAAGAAAUGU
This is a messenger RNA of Gasterosteus aculeatus aculeatus (three-spined stickleback), 4549 nucleotides long. It is a transcript of the gene clockb, whose product is annotated as clock circadian regulator b. Gene Ontology annotation, biological process: regulation of transcription by RNA polymerase II; circadian regulation of gene expression. The record is from RefSeq and is a predicted model, not a curated record. Gene Ontology annotation, molecular function: protein dimerization activity; E-box binding; DNA-binding transcription factor activity, RNA polymerase II-specific. Gene Ontology annotation, cellular component: CLOCK-BMAL transcription complex; cytoplasm; nucleus. Lineage: Eukaryota; Metazoa; Chordata; Actinopteri; Perciformes; Gasterosteidae.